UAGAUUUGCCUCUUUCUUGUGCAGAGUGCCCCAAACAACCCCUACUCUCUCUCUCUCACACACACAUACACACAGUCAUACACUCGUUCACUGCUACUCUGCCUAUAAAUACUCCUAUAUUUUUCCUCACUUUCACUCACCUUCAGUUCCCUCAUUUUUGUUUGGAGGGAGAUUGAAUAACAAGGGUGAAGAAAUUUGUGUGUUCUUGUAACAGCAUAAUGUCAGCCUGCAAAGAGGAUGAUCCACGUAUCGACGGCAUUCAAUCGAGAAUCCGGGUGGUGCCAAAUUUCCCAAAACCAGGGAUAAUGUUUCAAGAUAUUACCACACUUUUACUCGAUCCAAAGGCCUUCAAGGACACCAUUGAUUUGUUCGUUGAGAGAUACAAAAGUAAAAACAUUACUGUUGUCGCCGGAAUAGAGGCCCGGGGCUUUAUAUUCGGACCUCCCAUUGCAUUGGCAAUUGGAGCAAAGUUUGUUCCCUUGAGAAAGCCAAAGAAACUUCCUGGAAAAGUUUUUAGGGAAGAGUAUGACUUGGAAUAUGGAAGUGACUGUCUUGAGAUGCAUGUUGGAGCAGUAGAAUCUGGGGAGCGUGCAUUGAUUGUUGAUGAUCUGAUUGCUACUGGGGGCACUCUCUGUGCUGCCAUGAACUUAUUGGAACGUGCUGGAGCCGAAGUUGUAGAGUGUGCUUGUGUCAUUGAAAUACCAGAUCUAAAGGGAAGUGAUCGAUUAAAAGGCAAGCCAUUAUUCGUUCUCGUGGAGUCUCAAUGGAAGUGACAAAUGACAAUAUGGACCUUUGUUCCUAUACAUAUUGGAACGCUAUUUACCAGAGCUGCAUCGCCCAGGAAUAUCCUUUAACUUUAGCCCCCCUUCAUUUCUUUUACUAGUGGGAUUUUACAUAAUUUAGACUGUUUAUUUUCCAUAUUAGCUUAGGAAAUUAUGCAAAAUGGCUUGUUAAAAAAGUGUCUAUCCUCUCAUGGAUGGAUGAUAUUUUCGACUCUUGGAUGCUUUUGUUUUGUGGCAUUCUGAAAGCCUGGAAAUCUAUUUUGAUUGUAUUUUUUUUUCUCUAUUUGGUAAAUCCCGUUUAACUGUCAUCACUAAUGGAGCUGAUGGUUUUCUAAAA
This is a messenger RNA of Olea europaea var. sylvestris, 1119 nucleotides long. Its product is annotated as adenine phosphoribosyltransferase 4-like. Gene Ontology annotation, molecular function: adenine phosphoribosyltransferase activity. The transcript is spliced from 6 exons. Gene Ontology annotation, biological process: adenine salvage. Lineage: Eukaryota; Viridiplantae; Streptophyta; Magnoliopsida; Lamiales; Oleaceae. Gene Ontology annotation, cellular component: cytoplasm; cytosol. The record is from RefSeq and is a predicted model, not a curated record. Bases 219 to 773 code for a protein of 184 amino acids.